AUGCCCCACGCGGCACCAGCCUCCGCCAUGUCGGCCCCGCCGCGCCACCCGCACUUCUACACCGUGGAGGUCGGCGACACGCGCUUCACCAUCCUCAAGCGCUAUCAGAACCUCAAGCCCAUCGGCUCCGGCGCACAGGGAAUAGUAUGUGCCGCGUACGACACUGUUACCCAGCAGAACGUCGCGAUCAAGAAGCUGUCACGGCCCUUCCAGAAUGUAACGCACGCGAAGCGAGCCUACAGGGAGUUUAAACUAAUGAAGCUCGUAAAUCACAAAAAUAUAAUCGGACUGCUAAACGCAUUUACACCGCAAAGAAGCCUCGAGGAGUUCCAGGACGUGUACUUGGUGAUGGAGCUGAUGGACGCCAAUCUCUGUCAAGUAAUCCAAAUGGAUCUGGACCACGAGAGGAUGAGCUACCUCCUGUAUCAGAUGCUGUGUGGAAUCAAGCAUUUGCAUCUUGCAGGAAUCAUUCAUCGGGAUCUGAAGCCGUCCAACAUCGUGGUGAAGAGCGACUGCACGCUGAAGAUCUUGGACUUUGGGCUGGCUCGCACGGCGGGGACUACGUUCAUGAUGACUCCCUACGUCGUCACCAGAUACUACCGCGCCCCAGAGGUGAUCCUGGGCAUGGGUUACACAGAAAAUGUAGAUAUCUGGUCCGUGGGCUGUAUCAUGGGCGAGAUGAUUCGCGGCGGCGUGCUCUUCCCCGGGACAGAUCACAUCGAUCAGUGGAACAAAAUUAUAGAGCAACUGGGCACGCCGUCUGCAGCGUUCAUGGCGCGACUGCAGCCCACGGUUCGCAACUACGUGGAGAACCGGCCGCGCUACGCCGGCUACAGCUUCGAGCGCCUCUUCCCCGACAUACUCUUCCCCAGCGACAGCAACGAGCACAAUCGCCUCAAGGCGUCGCAGGCGCGGGACCUGCUGUCGCGGAUGCUGGUCAUCGACCCCGAGCGCCGCAUCUCCGUGGAUGAGGCGCUGCUGCAUCCCUAUAUCAACGUCUGGUACGACGAGGGAGAGGUCAAUGCGCCGGCGCCCGCGUCGUACGACCACUCGGUGGACGAGCGCGAGCACACGGUGGAGCAGUGGAAGCAGCUCAUCUACCAGGAGGUGGUGGAGUACGCGGCGCCGCCCCCCGCGCCCGCGCACCCGCCGCCGCCCGACCACACCCAGCCCGCGCUCACCACAUAG
Molecule: messenger RNA, 1188 nt
Organism: Parnassius mnemosyne (clouded apollo)
Lineage: Eukaryota; Metazoa; Arthropoda; Insecta; Lepidoptera; Papilionidae
Source: the annotation of a GenBank genome assembly